UCCAGCGGGGGAGGAUGGCAGCGUCCAGCAACUCCAGUUUGUCUGGCUCCUCCGUUUCCUCGGAUGCUGAAGAAUACCAGCCUCCGAUAUGGAAAUCAUACUUGUAUCAGUUACAGCAGGAAGCACCACGGCCCAAGAGGAUCAUCUGUCCUCGGGAGGUGGAGAACAGACCAAAAUAUUAUGGAAGAGAGUUUCACGGGAUCAUCUCUCGCGAGCAAGCUGAUGAGCUUCUUGGGGGUGCAGAGGGCGCCUAUAUUCUCAGAGAAAGUCAGCGACAGCCCGGCUGCUACACGUUAGCGCUAAGGUUUGGAAACCAGACCCUUAACUACCGGCUUUUCUACGAUGGGAAACACUUUGUGGGAGAGAAGAGGUUUGAAUCCAUCCAUGACUUGGUGACAGAUGGCUUGAUCACGCUGUACAUAGAAACAAAAGCCUCUGAGUACAUUUCCAAAAUGACAACAAACCCUAUCUAUGAACACAUUGGCUACGCCACUUUGCUAAGAGAGAAGGUGUCCAGGAGACUGAGCAGGUCAAAACACGAAUCGAGAAAAACGAGCGUAACCAGCGAAGAGCAUCCGGCAGUUGAAAAGAUUUCUUCUCUGGUCCGAAGAGCUGCCUUAACCCAGAAUGACAACCACUGCAACUAUGAAAAGACCCACAACUUCAAGGUGCACACGUUCCGAGGACCGCACUGGUGUGAAUACUGUGCCAACUUCAUGUGGGGACUCAUCGCCCAGGGGGUCAGGUGCUCAGAUUGUGGCCUGAAUGUCCACAAGCAAUGCUCCAAGCACGUUCCGAAUGACUGUCAGCCAGACCUCAAGCGCAUCAAGAAAGUGUACUGCUGUGAUCUCACCACCCUGGUGAAGGCCCACAACACCCAGAGGCCCAUGGUGGUGGACAUGUGCAUUCGGGAGAUCGAGGGCAGAGGUUUAAAGUCAGAAGGCCUGUACAGAGUCUCAGGGUUCACUGAACACAUCGAAGACGUCAAGAUGGCUUUUGACAGAGAUGGUGAGAAGGCAGAUAUAUCUGCCCACAUAUAUCCAGACAUCAACAUCAUCACAGGGGCACUGAAGCUGUACUUUCGAGACUUGCCAAUUCCUGUCAUCACCUAUGAUACCUAUGCCAAGUUUAUAGACGCAGCUAAAAUCUCCAAUCCAGAUGAGAGGUUAGAGGCCGUCCAUGAAGUCUUAAUGUUGCUGCCCCCUGCCCAUUAUGAGACGCUCAGAUACCUAAUGAUUCAUCUCAAGAAAGUCACGCUGAAUGAGAAAGAAAACUUCAUGAACGCCGAGAACCUGGGGAUCGUGUUUGGCCCCACCUUGAUGAGGCCCCCGGAGGAAAGCACCCUCGCUACCCUCAACGACAUGCGGUACCAGAAGCUCAUUGUGCAGAUUUUAAUAGAGAAUGAAGACGUUUUGUUCUAAGCCAACGGGGAAGUGGGCUGUGUGGCCUCAACCCUGCCUGAGCUGAUAAGGCGAGAGGAAUGAAAACAUUUCUUAUUUUGCCUGACUUUAUUUUUUAAACAAAGAAAAAAAGUUGCUUGCGUCUCUUAGACAUGCACCUCUCUCCUAGGAAGAAUGAGGGGGAGGGAAAGAAAACCCUUUGCCUUGUGUCUCUAGCCUGAUCACUUAUGUAUAUUUGUUCUGAGGAAGAGCACUGGAUUAUUGUUUCUUUAACUUAUUACAAGAACGCAGACCUUUUCAACAGUGGUGUUUUCGGGCAUGCAAGUGGCCCCUUACUCGGGGGCAGCUUCUCAAGACAUUUCCCACCUGCUAAAAAGACAAUUCUAUAAGUCAAAUGUUGGACAAAACCUAUAUUAUAAAAUUUAUUUUUUACGUUAAUGAAUGGUGUUUUAUUUUAGCAGAAGAGAACUCAAUGCAGUGCAUUUAUUAUCACCCUUCAGUAGGCCCUACCCUGAGUUCUUGCAGGAUCCCAUGAAAAUCUGGACCACUCCUACAGUGUUCUCUUGGCAUAGCUCCAGUGUAACCCAAGCUUCCCAUGGCAAUGCCAAAUGUCAUGCACAGUCCAGCUUUUGGAGUUUCCGAGUGAGCGCCAACAUCCUGUUGUCUAGAACAAACAUGGCAGUUUCGGCCUCCUGUCAUAAAAGCAGUGCCAGUUUCCAAAGGCUGAGUUUGAAGAAUGGCCUUCCAUUCCCCCAUUGGAUCUUCCAGUGCGGGUCACUUAGAAGGAAAGGGGAUAGGGGGCUGGGGGGAUGCUGGUUAUAGUUUGGCCCUAGGCAUAAGUGAACGUUUGGCUUCUUUCUUCUUCUUGGGAGAGCUUUGAAAAUUAACUUGUUUGAGGCAAAGGUAACUCUUUGUCCCAUCGUCGUACACGUGAAGGUUAAGCUGCAGAAAAAAGGUAAUACUUCUGUUGAAUGUGUUUUCCAUUCCAACCCAACAGCAUUUAUUUAUCGAUAAAGUGCCUAUGAUGUACAAGGCACCGUGCUGGGCCUGGGGAUAAAGACAAAAGCCCAUCUUUACUUGCAAGGGCCUUCCCUCUGCACUUAUUACAAGGAAGUCCACGGGCUGCUUUCUUUAGGGGGAGUUGGUAAAUUUGGGUCUCCCCCAGAAUCUGUUAUUCCUCUCAGAAACUAAUCUGUAGUCGAUUAUUUAAUCUUAUCCUAUGACAGGUUCUGUUUUCUCUGCAUUGAUCAUCUGUUUUCUUAAUAUGCCUCUUUGCACCUGAAUUCCCACCCAGACAAAAUCUUACAAAUAUACUCAGAUCACCGCCCUCCCAGAUUGUUAUUGGUUUAGGGUUUUUUUUUUAUCUUUUCCUCUGAUUAUCUGAAUCAUGUGAUUUAACCACUCACUGUCUCUGGAUGAUCUCAAAAAGCAAAAUUGACUGUUGAUAUUACAUUGUGUGCAAAGUGAAGCAGAGAGAGGUGGAAGAGGAGGAAGAGGAGGAGGAAGAAGAGUGUCUUCUUGGUCCGCUAAAAGAGGGAGGAGUCACAAAAAGGGCUCUGGGCCCGGGCAGCACGAUUGCACAGUGUGUGUGUGGGUGUGUGUGGGUGUGGGUGGGUGGGUGUUUGGGGGUGGUGCUUCCACUCUCGGGCUUCCCCAUGAUUGUCCAGCUUUGUCAUAGUGUGUGUAAUUCUUGAUACUGUCAUAAAAAAUUAUCUGGAAAUGGUUUUAUUUUGUGACGUGAACCUGCUUUGUAAUUUAUGAGAGUGUAAAUGGAAGGAAGAAACAUUAAAUGUA
Messenger RNA from Vombatus ursinus (common wombat), 3194 nucleotides. RefSeq names its product beta-chimaerin. The record is from RefSeq and is a predicted model, not a curated record. Lineage: Eukaryota; Metazoa; Chordata; Mammalia; Diprotodontia; Vombatidae. Gene Ontology annotation, biological process: signal transduction; regulation of small GTPase mediated signal transduction; positive regulation of GTPase activity. Gene Ontology annotation, molecular function: GTPase activator activity. The transcript is spliced from 13 exons. Bases 15 to 1421 code for a protein of 468 amino acids.